GGCUGUGGCGGCUCCGGGUGGUUCCGCUAUGGCCGCUCUGGGCCUGGCGCUGGCCCUGCUGCCCCUCCUGCCCCUCGCUGAACCCCGCUGAGCCUCCGCCAUGAGCUCUGGGCAGCCCGACGCUCCCGCGCUGGAGCCGGGCGGCGGGGCCCGCUCGGGCAGGAUGUCGCUGCCCCUCGGCGUUCCACGCCGCGCCUUCAGCUACGAUGAUGCCCUGGAGGACACGGCGCCCAUGACGCCGCCGCCCGCCGAUCUGUGUGCCAGCGUGCUCUGGAAGCAGCCGGUCAUCCCCGAGCGCAAGUACCAGGAGCUCUCGAAGGAUGAGGAUGGGGAUACCAACAUGAAACCUGUCAUAACUCCUUCAUCGUCCACAGAAAGUGUGAACAAGGUGCCUGUGGUGAAGGCCAAGGCCACUCACAUCAUCAUGAACUCCCUCAUCACAAAGCAGACUCAGGAGAGCAUCCAGCGCUUUGAGCAGCAGGCAGGGCUGAGGGAAGCUGGCUACACACCCCACAAAGGCCUCACCACUGAGGAGACCAAGUACCACCGAGUGGCUGAGGCAGUCCACAACCUAAAAAUGCAGAAUGGAGAGACAACAAAAGAUGACAAACAGAAUUCUUCUGCUCAGUCCACUCCAAGCAGUACCCCCCAUUCUUCCCCCAAGCAUAAAAACAGGGGUUGGUUUAGUCAGGGAUCCUCUACUUCUAUCGCUGGCUCAGACUUUGCUAUGGAAAGUGGUGGAGACAGAUUGCCAUCUGAAAGAUGGAGCUUUUUUGGACCCAGAGCUCUCCAGAAGUCGGCCAGUGAUGCAGGAGGAUUUACCAUUCAGUCCUAUAAGGGUGCCCAGAAGCCAUCCCCAAUGGAGCUGAUGCGUGCUCAGGCUACAAGGAUGACAGAGGAUCAAGUCACCUUCAAGCCACCCAAAAUGGACAUUCCAGGCACAGAUGGGAGGAAACAAUCUCCACGUUCCCACAAUAUCAAACCUCGGGAUCUGAACGUGCUCACUCCCACUGGGUUCUAGAGGAAAGCUUCCAGUGUCUUUAGCAGGCUACAGGGUGUCUUAAGCUCUGCUUCCCUGUCCCAUGUGCUGAAGUAAAGUAGGAAAGUCUCCUUUUCUAGCUCUUCAUCUCAGAAGAAACAAUUGUUUUAUUGUCCUGCUAAAGCCAGUCUUGGAAAAACUCCUCCACCAGUCCUAAACCCAUGUCAACCAUGCUGUCUGCUGCACUGCACUGGUUUGGGCUGCCAGACUGCUCUGGAUGUGCUUCCCAGUACAUCACACCACAGUGAAACCCUGAGCCAUGUUUUUUUUGGACAGGAUUCCAUGUGGUGUGUGAGCACCUGGAUUGUAUGCCUGGAAUCUGAUUGUCUUGUCCUGCUCAGUGCUGAAGGACCCACAGGAGGACUGGUUCUGUCAAGAGAUCAAGCAGAAAAUGAUGUGAAGAAGCAAGGACUGAAAACUGGACCAAUAACUGCCAGAAGGAAGAUGGGGUAUAUGGUGGGUCAGUAUAAAUAUGGCAGUCCCUCGCUA
Messenger RNA from Sturnus vulgaris (Common starling), 1528 nucleotides. RefSeq names its product KIAA1191 ortholog. The record is from RefSeq and is a predicted model, not a curated record. Gene Ontology annotation, cellular component: cytoplasm. NCBI's taxonomy places the organism in Eukaryota, Metazoa, Chordata, Aves, Passeriformes, Sturnidae.